Molecule: messenger RNA, 1606 nt
Organism: Leguminivora glycinivorella
Lineage: Eukaryota; Metazoa; Arthropoda; Insecta; Lepidoptera; Tortricidae
Product: protein PBDC1-like
Exons: 3
Coding region: 131-622 (163 amino acids)
Cellular component (GO): cytoplasm
Source: RefSeq, a predicted model, not a curated record
UUGUCAAUGAAUGACCGAACGAGUAAAUUGAUAUUACGUACGUGCGGCCUGUGUUGAAAUUUAAUUAAGCACGUGUUAAAUUAUCUAGCAAACUUGUUAAAACAAUAAUAUUAUAAUAUAGUCAACAAGGAUGGAUGUUCUAACUAGACCUGCGGAGGAGUUUGGCAAUGACGAAACAUUGGAGCACCUAUGGGCUGCAAAGGCUAUGGAACACAGUGACAUUUACUUCAAUGUCCUAUGUUCAGUAGACACACGGUUGCUACGCCUCACGCCACACGAUGACCUAAUAUACACACACUUCAGGCAAGACUUCCCCGACCUCAACGUAGCCUACAUCAAAGAAAACGAAAUUAAAAACAACCACAACAAAGCCAAAUGGCGAGCUUAUUGCGAAAAAUUUAAAAAUAUCAUUGAAGAUUACAGUUUUGGGACUUUGAUGAGGGCGGACACAAAAGGGGACUACUCCGAACAGAACACCAUACUAGUGCCAAGAGUGCAGUUUUACGCUAUUGAAAUUGCUAGGAACCGCGAAGGAUUGAACAAUGACGUGAAGAAACGGUUCAAAUGCCAGUCUAAAGCUAAUUUAGAGGCCCAGGAACACAAAACGGCUGUUGCUGUGUAGGUUUCCACUGCCACUUAUCAAUCAUAUUUAGAAAACAUGCCUGUUAUCUAAUUACGAUCAACAUUUUCAUACAUUUCGUAUGAAGUCAUUAGACUGCAGACAUGUUUUUCAAAUGACCAUGUAUAAUUUUAAGGUGUUGCCAAUAACCAUUACCUAAGUUAAGAAAUCAAGAAUGUCAAAGAUACAGUUCUGAAAAUAAAACCACUGUACAUUGUAUACCUUAUUUUGUAUGGUGCCUUCACAAUUCAUUGUAUUUGGCAAAGCAAUGCUCUGUAAGGUGCAUUAGGGUAAUUCCGAAAGUCGCAUAAAAAUCACCAUUAUUUCCAUCAUAUGAAGAUUCCCCUUUCGGAAUUUUCCGAGCAUUUCUGUCAUUCGGAAUUACCCUAAUGCACCUUACUUCUUUUCUAUUUUUAUGUAAGAGAAGAGUUAAGUUUUUUUUUCUAUACUUAAAUCUGGUGGAAUGUGGGGCACUUACACAACAAUUUUCACAAAUAGUAAUUCCAGUGUUCAAAAUCCUCUGUUACAAGAAAUCUAAUAAAUAUGGAGGGUUGUGUGACUCCCCCUCGUGUAAUUAACUGAGAUUGUAUGAAGCUUAUUACAGAUCAAUCUGCUUUCAAUUUGAGUGGUAAGGAUACAGAGUUGAGUGACAUGUCCUUUGAUAUGUAAACAUGAGUGUUGUCUCAGGGAAAGUCAAUAACCAGCCAUUUAGAAUAAUUUCCAUAAAAGCCUAGUAGUGUUAAGACUUCUGGCCAUUAACUACACAUUACAUUAUAUUUUUAGUCACUGGUCCUAAUGUUUACGAAUAAUUCAAAACUUAAUAAAAGUCACCAAAAAGCGUAGUUGGAGUGGCUAAGGUCAUUAAUAAUAAGCCGAUAUUCUUUGAUAUGAUUACCUGCAGCUGCUAAGUAUUCAGUCCUAGUGUAAGUAAAAAUGAAUGAGGUGCUCAAUAACUCAUACAUUUUGUGUAAUAAAUUUUAUACUACA